Messenger RNA from Schizosaccharomyces cryophilus OY26, 1751 nucleotides. RefSeq names its product Clr6 histone deacetylase complex subunit Alp13. The transcript is spliced from 2 exons. The record is from RefSeq and is a predicted model, not a curated record. Gene Ontology annotation, cellular component: nucleus; NuA4 histone acetyltransferase complex; Rpd3S complex. Gene Ontology annotation, biological process: chromatin organization; regulation of DNA-templated transcription. NCBI's taxonomy places the organism in Eukaryota, Fungi, Ascomycota, Schizosaccharomycetes, Schizosaccharomycetales, Schizosaccharomycetaceae. The coding region runs from base 256 to 1269 and encodes 337 amino acids.
CUUCCUUUUUCUAGCACUUUUAGCCUUUUCAAGAACAGAAUAGUAAACCUUCUACAGCAAUUAACCCGCUUCGACAACUUGGCUUCCCUCAGAAGUGGACUCAGAACUGGACAACAAAUUGUUCACCACCACAACGGUUUCCGUUAAGUGCCUAAAAGUUUCUUUUUCAGGAUACUGCUGUCUUUCUCUUCUGUUUCUUGGCGGUACUGUAGAAGACCUCACCACCACGAGCCGCUUCCAUACAUUACUCUUUCCAUGUCGUACAAAGUGAAUGAACGGGUGUUGUGCUUUCACGGACCUUUACUUUAUGAAGCUAAAGUUAUAGACACAGAGAAAAAGGAAGAUUCGUCAACCUACUUGAUUCACUAUAGAGGAUGGAAAAAUAGCUGGGAUGAGUGGGUCGGACCCGAUCGUAUAUUAAAGUGGAAUGACGAAAAUUUGAAAACACAAAAGGAAUUAAAGAGUACAGCCUUGGCAGCUAAACAAAAGUCUGCUGCUACGAAAAAGGCAGCUUCUUCUACUAACAAGGUUGGUGAAGCGUCUGGUCAAGCAACUAAACCUAUCGGAAAACGGUCUCGGGAAUCUAGCGCUACCACCAUGGAGGGUGAAUCCCGUGAAACGUCUCAAAGAGCGAAAGCCCAAAAGUCAGCCUCUCCUGUUCCUCAUGUGAUAAAAAACGAGGCGGUUUCUGAAGCCGCUGUAGAUGCAGCAGUGAAAGCCGUAGAAGAAGAAUCCGUUGAUGAAGAACCACCAUUGCCUAAACACAAGGUUCGAGUUCCUGAUGUUUUAAAGCUUUGGUUAGUAGAUGAUUGGGAACAUAUCACAAAACAUCUUCAGUUAAUUUCACUGCCUCGAAAGCCGACCGUGAGAGCUGCCAUUGCUGCUUUCAGGGAAUCUAAGAUUUCUUCUUUAACGAAUGAAGUCGACGUUGAUGUGUUUGAGCAGGCUAUGGCUGGACUAGCUAUUUAUUUCAAUAAGUGCCUUGGAAACAUGUUACUUUAUCGUUUUGAAAGGCAGCAAUACUUAGAAGUUCGGAGAGAGUAUCCUGGAGUUGAGAUGUGCGAUAUUUAUGGCGCAGAACACCUAAUACGGCUUUUCGUUAGCUUACCUGAAUUAAUCGACCAUACGAAUAUGGACUCACAGUCGAUUGACUGUUUACUAGGAUAUAUCGAGGAAUUUUUACAAUAUCUCGUACAGCAUAAGGAUGAGUAUUUUAUUAAUAAGUAUCAAGAUGCUUCCCCGAACUAUCGAUCCUUAAUUGGCGUUUAAUGAAUUGCAUAGUUAUUUUUUGGAAAAAUGAUUAUCUCAUGAGAUAGACAAAUGAAGCCUUUUGUAAUUGCAAAGAUCAUCAUGGAAUUGUGAUAUAGGAUCAGCUGGAAUGCUUUUAGGGUUAUACAAAGGAAGAAAGUUGCCAACUUCAGCAUUCAAAAUAUCUUUGAACCCCUGUAGACUUAGGUUUAGAGAUGCUUCUGCUGGUAUUUGUUCUUCUUUCUUUUGUGCAACAAUUUUUAGUGUAGAUAUCCGACUUUUAGCAACCUUUGUUCUAACCCACAAGUCGUGGUUUGAUUGUAAAGUAGCUGUUUUCUUUUCUAUCUCUUUUGCUUUUGCUGAAACAUGUUCUAGCUUUGUCAAGGUGGAUUUCACAUAGGCAUGCCGUACAGCGAGCAAUUGAAGCCAUCUAGGGCGUACGUAAUACUAAAUUGAAUGUUAAUAAAUAAGGACUUUGUGAAAAAAAGUUGUCUGCCUAUACC